AAAAGUUCAAUCCAGCGAGAAGGAUGGAUAAGUGGCCGGUGUCUCGGUUGCAACAACACAAGAGCUGCCGGAGGCGACUUUUGGAGGUGGCCACCAAAAAACGGGGAGGCUGCCCAGCACCACUCGGCUAACCUGUUGCAACGUGGAGUACACCGGCACUCGGAGGCGCCAACAUGUGCUGGCAUGAAGCGGCCUGCUGCGACAAACCACCGCCUACCAUACCCUCGGCGCGCGUGACAAGCGACCGGGCCAGGGAAUAGGCCACUGAGCCGCGAUCGACAAUCCACAAGCUUUACCGUUGUUGUUGCCGUUGUUGUUGUUAUUGUUGCUGUUGUUGUUGUUGCCGUAGCUGCCGUGCGCGUGAUUUGAUUGAGGACGUCACGCUGGGUCCUGCCGAGCUACCAUAGACAUGCUUAGCCCGAAGAUGCAAAGGACUGAUCUAUUCUGUUUCGUAGUGCGGGUGAACGAGGCUCAGCUGAUCAUGCUGUCGGAGAGGGCUCACUACGACCACACGAUGGCUGGCUACCUGCACAAGCGUACCUCGGAUUCAAACAAAUGGCAGCUGCGUUGGUUUGUUCUCUAUCAGAAUAUUCUUUUUUAUUACGAGAGCGAGGCAAGCCCGAGACCGAGUGGCAUCAUACUGCUGGAGGGCUGCCACUGCGAUCCCCUCAUUACCGCCAAGGGUAAAGACUCCGACAAGCAGGUUUUUUUCUCCAUAACUUACAAGAAGGAGAACCAGCGUCAGUACGAGUUGAAAACAGCCACGGAGGCGGACUGCAAGAUGUGGAUCAAUGCAAUACAGGGAGCCAGCUUUAAUAAGCUGCUGCUGCAAAAGGAGGAGCUGGAACAAAAGCACUUGCAUCUAUUGCAAAUCGUCGAGAGCGAAAAAACAGCCAAAUGGCAGUACACUCAGCAGUGCGAGGAGCUCACCUCCGAGAUAAAAAAACUCCGGGCUGAGCUAUGCGCUCUGAAAAAGGAGCUCAGGCCAAGCAUGUCGAGCGGACGGUACAGCUUCCAGAGAACAAUGUCACAGUCUCUCGGUGGCGCUGGACCUCCAUUGGGCUUACUCUGCACUGGCACUCCACAGUCGAGCUUCGAGAGCGAGACAGCCUUCAAGAGCAUCUCCGAGGGGAGCAUCGAGAUGCAGAAGAUCAAAAAAGUCCAGAGCUUCUUCCGUGGCUGGCUGUGCAGGCGACGCUGGAAGCAGAUUGUCGAGCAGUACAUCAAAAGUCCACACGCCGAGAGCAUGAGGAAGAGGAACAGUUUGGUGUUCCAAAUGGUCGAAGCGGAAGAGGAGUACAACGAGCAGAUGGAGGUGCUGGUCAGCUGUUUUCUGAGGCCGUUCAAAAUGGCCGCGAGCUCGAAAAAGCCGCCCUGCAGUCACGAAGACGUCAACAGCAUAUUCCUCAACACGGAGACCGUAUUAUUUCUGCACCAGAUAUUCCUCAAGGGCUUGAUCUCCCGCAUGGAAAGCUGGCCAACCUUGGUUCUAGGGGAUCUUUUCGACAUGCUGCUUCCCAUGCUGUCGAUUUACCAAGAGUACGUUCGCAAUCACCAUUACAGCCUGCAAGUGUUGACCGAGUGCAAGCAGUCGCCGCCCUUUGCAGCUCUGCUGUCACGACUCGAGAGCAAGAGCUCGUGCCACGGCAGGACUCUCGAGAACUUUCUCACCUACCCAAUGCACCAGAUACCCCGGUACAUAACGACGCUGCACGAGCUGCUGGCCCACACUCCGCACGACCACGUGGAGCGCAAGAGCCUGCAGAAUGCCCGUCAACAACUCGAGGACCUCUCGAGACAAAUGCACGACGAGGUCAGCGAGACGGAAAAUUUGCGCAAAAACUUAUCCAUCGAGAGAAUGAUCGUCGAAGGCUGUGACAUUAUACUCGACGUCAACCAGGUCUUUGUACGGCAAGGACAAUUGAGGCAAAUUUUAGAGAAAUCAAAGGGCGCUCGGAGUCUAUUGAGUGCGACGUUUGGCGGAAAAAGCGGCGACAAAGAGUCAAUCAGGCAAUGCUUUCUUUUUUCGAAUCAUUUGAUACUAACGACGCGACAGAACGACGACGACGGCCGCCUCAGUUUAGUACCACAGAUCGGAAAAAUACCUCUAUCGGAUGCAGUUCUGAUUGAAGACCCGAGUGAACAAAAUGCAAUUGAUGACGAUGCACAAUCUGUCUACUCAAUAUUCAGCGAAAGCAGUGGAAGUGGAGGAACACCAGGUUCUGGUAACGCCGUUCCACUGCAAAAUCGUGAUUUCAAGUUUAUUUUGAAAACGGGAGGAGAGAAUCGACAGGUCACGAUUCACCUGGUUGCACCUACAAUGCAGGAAAAAGCUGCAUGGAUAAGCGACAUCAGCCAGUGCAUGGACAACGUACACUUCAAUGAGUUACUGCACGGUUCGUUGUCAGACACAAGUUCUGUGACGAUGCCGCAGUCCAUAAAAAACGACCCAAAGCUCUUUAACGACGACGUAGAUAUACGCUUCAGCAGCACGCUCAACUCGUGUAAGGUGCCCCAGAUACGCUACGCGACGCCCGAGAGGCUACUCCAGCGGCUCACGGAUCUACGAUUCCUGAGCAUUGAUUUCCUCAACACGUUUCUGCUGACUUAUCGAGUGUUUACCGAUGGUGUCACAGUCCUUGAUGCACUUAAAAAGGUUUUCUACGAUGCGGAGCCUCCUGACGCUCAGAAUCAAGGUGGCUCUUUGGCGUCCUUGGACGUUUCGGGGCUAAAUGUGGCAGAGCCGACGCAUUCCUUGGAUGAUCGGAGGAGUAGUUCGACGCCGAGGAGAAUAAGUGGAGCUAGCUCAGUUUCUGGGUAUGGUUCUGAAAUAAGCGAAAGCCGAGAAACAGCUGGUAGCAGUGGCUUUGAAUCUGGUACGAGCACCAGUGCUUCCAAUGUGAAACCUUACAGUCGGAUGGGUUACAAAAAACACGAAGAUCCACAAUUGAGCCAAAUCUCGGAGACCCCAACGAUAGUCAAGGGAACUCCAGGCUAUCCAUCGUCAAGCAUUCCAGGUGAAACUCAAUCCCCAGUCAAUUUACGAAGGGUUAGCAUCCGCGUUGGUGAAAAUACCAGUUCCGAAGAUGAUGGCUGCCACUUGACUAUUCCCCAAGUAAUAGCCGUAUCCUCCAGCUCAGAAACUCUGACAGAUAUUGCAGCAGUGAGUGCACCUUCAUCUCCAAGUAACUUGAGUUCCGUUACUUUGGUCGGUUCUACUGGGUCUGGCUCUGGUUCUGAUAAGAGUCCUCAAGACGUAGGUGAAACCCCGUACUACCGAAGCAUUUCCGAAGAGACUGAUGACACUCCGGUAGCUACCAAAGAUAACAUGAAAGAUGGAGUGCAUUUUUGGUACAAAGAAAUAUGUCCACCGUCACCAAAAACACCAAAGGUCGACAAUACGCGCAAGCAAUCGCCUUGUCGUCAAACUCGCGGUCGAUUGGAGUCUGAUAAGGAUGAGAACAGCUGGACUGACGAGGAAACGACACCACGAGCCGAAUUUUUUCAGCCUUUACAGGGCCAUGAUAAUCAUCAUCAUCCACAUUAUUCAGACCACAGACCAUCAGUUGCCUCUACCCUACCUUCAACUUCGAGAAGUGGUUCAAUAUCAACAAUUGCUGGGAAUUAUUGGUCCAGUAGACGUUCCAUCCAAGAAUGUGAAAUGAGCGGACAGCAGGGAUCUCACACCCACGACAUACCGCAAUCGUCCAGUAAAGCUGGGGUGGUUGUAACAAGCUUCCGACGAAGUAAUCGAAGCAUUGGACCUGACUCUAUCUGGAGCAGUACAUCAUCUGCAGCAACGGCCUUUGCGAUAGCCACGUCAGCUUCAAGUAAUCCGCCUGAUCGUGUACUAGAUAACAAUCGUGCCUCUUGUCGCGAAAAAAAUCGUCGACGAGAGUCGGUGAUGUCAACAGCUGCGACCAUGCGAGUCCUCAACGUAUUGAGGCACUGGGUCUCAAAACAUGCUCAGGACUUUGAACUGGAUCACAAGCUUAAAAGCUUGACAAUAGAGUUUCUCGAGGACAUUAUAUACAGCCCGAAUCUCUUACCGGCAGAGCAUAAGGCAGCUAGUCAGCUUCUGAGACUGAUCACCAGAGAGGAAGCUGCUUUCAAUAAAAUCGAUCUUAGGAAACUGUUGACUCCGCCGACGACAUCAACUAAGGAAAAUAUUGAGACGCUGUCUGCGCUGGAAAUAGCUGAACAGAUGACUUAUUUAGAUCAUCAAAUUUUUAUUUCGAUCGCUAGCGAAGAAUUCUUGGGUCAAGCAUGGAUGAAGGCAGACAAAUCAACAAAAGCUCCCCGCAUAACGUUACUGACGAAAAGAUUUAACGAAGUUUCUCAGCUUGUUGUCUCUGAAAUAGUUCGCAGAUCAAGCUUGCAAGCUCGAGUUGCCGUGAUCGAAAAGUGGACGGCCGUGGCUGACAUAAACCGAGUGAUGCACAACUAUAAUGGAGUUUUGCAGAUUUGUGCAGCAUUUACUAACAGUAGUGUCUAUCGGCUCAAAAAAACUUGGGAAAAAGUGUCAAAAACGACGAAACAAAUGAUCGAAAGAUUACAAAUAAUUGUUUCAUCAGAGCACAGAUUUAAAAAUUUAAGGGAUGCCUUGCACCGAUGCGAUCCACCUUGCAUUCCCUACCUUGGCAUAUAUCUCACUGAUCUGUCGUUCAUAGAAGAAGGCACCCCCAAUUUUACAGAUGAUGGCCUUCUGAAUUUUUCCAAGAUGAGAAUGAUUGCUCACGUGAUACGCGAAAUACGACACUUUCAGCAAACUCCUUAUAAAAUCGAGAUUAGCAAAAAGGUCGUACAUUACUUGUUGGAUCCUUCACUUCUGCUCGAAGAAGACGAGUUGUACCGUUUGUCUUUGGAGAUCGAGCCAAAGACCACGAGACUUAGCAGCGCGACGUUAAUAGGUCUUCCGCCCAACAUAGGUGCAAAUCUAAGGAAAGAUUCAUGAGAGUAAUAAGAAUAUAUAUGCAACGUAUAUUACUUCUGAUUUUAUUUUCAUAAUUUUUACGCUAGAACUUUGAUAGUGAGAUUUUGCUUUACAAUUAAUAUUCCUUUUCUUUACAUUUACCUUUUGACUAAUGAACCCCUAGUGGAUAUGUAUGUAUCUAUUUUUUAAUAUUCACGUCGAUCGCAGAAUUGAGAAAUCUAAUAUUUAUCUGUACAAAAAAUUUUAAUAGAAAUAGUGAAUGCUGAUUGAUACAAUAUUUAUUAUGUGUUUUGGAGAUUAGUACUUUCAGAUAUUAAUAAUAAACUCUAAAGAUAAUUGUUACAAAAAUUUUGUUCAAAGUGCCAAACACAAGCAGCGCAUUUUUAAAAUCAAUUAUCAACUUCCUGAAUAUUACGUUUAAUGAAACUUUACUAUUUACUGCUGGUCAGUAUAAAAAAAAAUUAAUAAUAAUAACAAAUUAACGGGAAGUAUUUUAUAGAUGAGAAUGGAUGGGCUCAUGAUAUCGAUGAAU
Messenger RNA from Copidosoma floridanum, 5465 nucleotides. Its product is annotated as ras-specific guanine nucleotide-releasing factor 1. Lineage: Eukaryota; Metazoa; Arthropoda; Insecta; Hymenoptera; Encyrtidae. Gene Ontology annotation, cellular component: plasma membrane. Gene Ontology annotation, biological process: Ras protein signal transduction. Gene Ontology annotation, molecular function: guanyl-nucleotide exchange factor activity. The record is from RefSeq and is a predicted model, not a curated record.